Molecule: messenger RNA, 1686 nt
Organism: Mizuhopecten yessoensis (Yesso scallop)
Lineage: Eukaryota; Metazoa; Mollusca; Bivalvia; Pectinida; Pectinidae
Product: CCR4-NOT transcription complex subunit 11-like
Exons: 12
Biological process (GO): mRNA catabolic process; negative regulation of translation
Cellular component (GO): CCR4-NOT complex
Source: RefSeq, a predicted model, not a curated record
GAGAUUUCACGAGAUGUCAAUUCAAGAUGGCGCUUACGUUGAAGGAACUUGCUUCAUUGCUAAGCGUGCUAUCUGAAGAUGCCACCCAGACACAGUCAUUUGAAGCUUUGGCUUCGAGCUUCCAUCACUACUUCACCAAACAGGACCACUUCAAAGUCGGAUCAGCUUUGGUGCUGUUAUUACAGAACAGAGACCUCCUCCCUCAUCCGACACAGAAGCUGGCUGCUAUUUUUCUACUGUAUGAGAUGUACAGGACUGAGCCUAUAGCUGUUAAUCCAUUCGCAACAGUGUUUGUACACUUACUGAACCCACCCACAGAGAACCAGGAGGCAGGCCAAUUUGACCUUCACUGGGCUAUCCCAGCAAUCUCUCCCUCAGAGCGAUACUUUCUGUCACAGCUAAUCUCCAGUCCCACCAAAGAAAUGUUCAAGAAAACUCCAACAAAUAUUAUACAGAUGGAUGUACUCAAUAUGCAGAAUUUUGACGUUAGUGGAUUACAGUUGGCACUGGCAGAACGACAGUCUGAGAUGCCGGCCCAGAGUAAAUCAGCGAUGCCCUGUGUGGUACCUGACCCUGACAAUAAACCAACCAGGUCAAUCUUCUCUCAGUAAGAUACAAUAGCUAAUAUUAUUCACCUGAUUUACCAUGGCUUACCGUCUGUAUGUCACAAUUCAGUACUAUUUUUAAAACCUUAGGGACCCUUUCAUCUGUGUUGGCUGAGCCCAGUUGAGGGAGACUACAAUAUCGCAUGGGAUACUACAAUGUGUGUGAGCAGUUCUGCGGGCUUUGAGGUGAAGAGGCUGAUGUCAAAGGCUUUUAAAGGUCCCCUAAUCCUGACACAACAGCAACAGCUCCUAGGGGAACUGGAAAAGGACCCUAAACUUGUCUAUCAUAUAGGUCUAACACCAGCUAAGCUGCCUGACUUGGUGGAGAAGAAUCCUCUGGUAGCAAUAGAAGUGUUACUGAGACUGAUGCAGUCAAAUCAGAUUACUGAGUAUUUUUCCGUUUUGGUGAAUAUGGAGAUGUCCCUACACUCUAUGGAGGUCGUCAACCGCCUCACUACGGCAGUAGAACUACCUUCUGAGUUUAUCCAUUUGUACAUCUCCAACUGUAUAUCGACGUGUGAGACAAUACGGGACCGAUACCUACAGAACCGACUUGUUCGGCUUGUUUGUGUCUUCCUACAGUCUCUUAUCAGAAACAAAAUCAUCGAUGUCAAGGAUAUAUUCAUUGAAGUGCAGGCAUUUUGUAUAGAGUUUAGCAGAAUUCGAGAAGCAGCUGGGCUGUUUCGACUCUUAAAAUCUCUGGACACAGUUGAUGCUUCACAAAUACCACCAGCUCCUAUCAAAUAGUGAAUGUGAUCGCUUUUGAAGUGAUAACUUUUAACAGACUGUUGGAGACUGUUGGAGACUGUAACCUUCAUACCUGCAUGUGUACUGUCGCUCAGGAACACUGCAGUGUGAUACAGACAGUAAAAGGGUCUGACUAGUGCAAUCCUAGUUAUACACUGCCAGCAGGACAGUUUGAAGGACCAAACAGAGACAACUUAUUCAUAGGUAUACUCUCAGCAGAAGACUGUAUUCAUAGUUACAGAUACACACUCAGCAGGAGACUGUAUUCAUAGUUACAGAUACACACUCAGCAGGAGACUGUAUCCAUAGUUACAGAUACACACUCAGCAGGAGA